AUGGAGCUCUCAUUCAUCAACCAUGGAGCUAACACUCGCGGCUUAAGUGAGGCGGACCGGAGUACGAUACGGCGGGUUUCUCGACAAGUGGGUGCGGCGACCCGGAAAGCCAACGGCAACGGGAAAAAGGUCAACACAUUGCAAAUCCCCGACUUCUUGAUGUCCAGUCUCAGAGCAAGUGAUCAAGUGCAAGCUCCUCCGACCAACGACCCGGGGAGGCAGAAGUUGCUAAAGCCUGAACUCAGAGCCUUUGAUCCGCAGGCUCCGAAGGUUUCCAAAAAUGGGUCUGAGGAUCAGCUGCGGAUGACGACUAUCCCCCCUGCGUUGUCGUUCAAACCGAACGGGAGGCCCACCCCCCCGGCCAUGUCUGUCUUCAUGAUGCCUGACCUCACUGUGAAGCUUCUUGAUUAUGCCGUCAAUGUUGACUUACUUGCGAACCCUGCCAGGUGGGUAAAGGCGUUCCGCCUGAGUAGCCCGUCGGCGCUUCAGAUUCUGCCUCAGCGCUAUGGCUUCAGCAAAUGUCUAGAUGAUGCCAUUGAUUGUGCCGCUGGGCGCAUUCGCCUGUGCCUAGCUGGAGAUGAGCAAGUAGAGUCGGAUAAGCUUGAGGUUGACAAACUCUACGGUCGUGCUUUGAGGAGCCUAAGCCUCGCUCUUUCCUCUAGCAGCUCAGUCGACUGGACUGUGUGGUACGCAACUCUGACUUUGCUUCUCUCUGAGGUGUUAGACAACAGCAGCCACCAUGGGUGGAUUAUGCAUGCACGUGGCGCUUUCGAGGUGCUGCUUGCAUUAGGCCCUGACAGGAUCAAUACAGAGGUCAAGAGAGAUCUGCUCAUAACACAGGCUGGCGGUAUGAUUAUGGAGGCUACUUUUGCCAACAUUGAUUGUUUUCUGAGGCAGCCGGAAUGGCAAUCGGCUCUGCACCGCUGCAUAGAUCCUUCAUCUAAAGUUGGGAAACGCAGCGAGUCAGCAAUAAAGCUAUGGAUGAUCCUAGCUCGUGCUCCGGGAAUAUUCAGAAGCAUCACCGGAGUUGUUUUGCUCCGGAGCACCGAAGACAGAGUUGCAUUGAUCGAUCAACUUCGUGUCUUCCUCACCGAAUUGAUCAGUUGGGGCAGCCAUCUUCGCUCAGAAACAGGCAGUUUUCGCAGUCAAUAUGCUCGGAAACACUACCAAUCAACAACCACCAGAUACCUAUUAUUCUUGACGUUGGCUUACCGGUUUCAAAUUGCGAUUGACGUCACUUCGGCACCCCUGGCAGAGGCAAAUGUGGUCGAAGGUGCGACUUAUCUUGAGCAAAUUAUCGAUUCACACCAGCACGAACCUGUAUCAGCUCCAACUCUAAGACUGGCGAAGAAGGUAGUUGAUUCCGUCAACACCACCACGGCUAGUUGGUCCCAGGCACAGUCAAGUGAUACAGCAGAUCAGCCAGGGACGAUUGCACCCGAGUUGUUCACGCAUUGGUCUGCGUUGGUUGGCCGAGUGGUGUGA
This is a messenger RNA of Exophiala spinifera, 1485 nucleotides long. RefSeq lists its product as uncharacterized. The coding region runs from base 1 to 1485 and encodes 494 amino acids. The transcript has 3 exons. Lineage: Eukaryota; Fungi; Ascomycota; Eurotiomycetes; Chaetothyriales; Herpotrichiellaceae. The record is from RefSeq and is a predicted model, not a curated record.